Schistocerca serialis cubense is the source of this 2224-nucleotide messenger RNA. RefSeq names its product uridine phosphorylase 1. The coding region runs from base 230 to 1276 and encodes 348 amino acids. Lineage: Eukaryota; Metazoa; Arthropoda; Insecta; Orthoptera; Acrididae. The record is from RefSeq and is a predicted model, not a curated record. Gene Ontology annotation, cellular component: cytosol; cytoplasm. The transcript has 7 exons. Gene Ontology annotation, biological process: uridine catabolic process; nucleotide catabolic process. Gene Ontology annotation, molecular function: uridine phosphorylase activity.
GCGCAGGUGGAACAUCGCUGCCCGCUCCCUAUUACCGACAGUGCGCGGUGCUGCAGGCGCACACACCCCCGUCUCCUCCCAAGUGCGACAGGAUGCGGCCGGCCCUGCUCUAGGAGACCGCGUCGCGCCUACACCAGUUACCCCGUCGCCUCGACAGCGCGCAUCCCGUCUGCACACGAAAUUUCAGUCACCUUUCCCCGUUUGACACCUUUUCCGCCGAUUCUCAGCCAUGUCGAAGCCGGAGAAGCUGAUCAUCAUGUCGUCCGACGAGGAGGAAUUGGACGAGUAUCCUGAUGGAUCGGUCCGCCUUAGAAACCCACACAUUGAACUUAUGGACCAGGACAUUCUGUACCAUAUUGCUCUUGGUAGCGAAUCGCAUGACCUGGUCUCGAUGUUUGGGGACGUGAAGUUUGUGUGUAUGGGAGGAACGCCAAAGCGCAUGGAGCAGUUUGCGUUCUACAUCAUGAACGAGAUCGGGCACAAGCUGCCGACGGGCACGACCCUGCAGGACAUCAGCCAGUAUUCGUACCGGUACUCCAUGUACAAAGUGGGGCCUGUGCUUGCUGUCAGUCACGGCAUGGGCAUCCCUUCAGUCGGCAUUCUGCUGCACGAGAUGAUAAAGCUGAUGUACCACGCUAAAGUGCGAGACCCAGUAUUUUUCCGCAUUGGCACCUGUGGCGGUAUCGGUGUCGAGGGUGGUACGGUCAUCAUAUCGGAAGAUGCAGUCGAUGGCAUGCUCAGACCUGUUUUGGAACUGCCUGUUCUAGGGAAAAUGAUACAGCGACCAGCAAGACUGGACAAGAAACUGGUGUCCCACCUCAAGAGCAUGGCUGACCCCGAUGACCCGUAUGACACAAUCACAGGCAGAACAAUGUGCACUUAUGACUUCUAUGAAGGUCAAGGCAGACUGGAUGGUGCCUUCUGUGACUUCACAGAAAAGGACAAGAUGGACUUCCUGAGUCGAAUCCAUAAGGCAGGAGUUGUUAACAUUGAGAUGGAAUCUCUCUCCUUCGCUGCCCUCACUCAUCAUGCCGGGAUCAAGGCAGCGGUCAUAUGUGUCGCCCUCAUGGACAGAUUCAAGGGCGAUCAGGUGCUGGCUCCAAAGGAAGUUCUUGACGAAUGGCAGUUGCGACCACAGAAGCUGGUGACCUGCUUCAUCAAGAAAUACCUGACAAUGAAGGGUCGGCUGUCACUCGAGGGGUUUGGAGGGUCCAUAUGUGUGAAGAGCCCCCGCCGCUUCAAGCUGGUGCAGCAGGAGUCUGAGAAUUACGACUAGUUGCUGUCAGUCGAUCAGAGUCCCAUCUGUGGCUGCAGCACAAAACACGUGGCGCAGGAAUCUUCCUCCGCUUCUGGAAUGACUCGACGGGGCUACAUUCUGGAUCGGAGGGGAUAACAUUCCGGCUGCAGCUGAAUUCUUGCAGGACUGACAUCAGAGAAAAAAAUAAAAGUAAAAAUAAAAAUAAAAAUGCAGCAUCCUUUUUGUGGAUGUUUUGCUUUUUAAUUCCAAAGAUUUAUGUUCAUUCGAUAGUGGCGUAUUUUAUUUUCUUGAAACUGGACAGAGACCAGUAAGUGAAGUGUGAGCCUUAAUCUUGUGGUCACAUGUGCUGUUAGGCUUAGGGAAAAAUGUUUGUGUUUGUUUGUAGCGGUCAUCUGACUUAUUUAUAUGCCAUUGUUUAAUGUAUAGUGUAGACUGUAGGAUAACUAUAAAAAAUGUGAGACAAGUAAGAUGUUAAUGCUUUCCUUUAAAAGGCUGUGUUUCAAAACUGGGUGAUUGUUUUAGACUAGUUCAUAAUUUCACUUUUUAUACUGUUAUCUGCAUGGUGUACAGUAGUUCGUAUAUUACUGUCACCGUGUGUUCAGUGCGAGAUGAGCUACAGCAUUCCCACUCAUUUAUAUGAGGAGUUUCAUAAGUUGGUGUUAAAUAAAGUUGUUUGUUGUUUGUCAUAUGUUGUUGUAAAGUAGUUUUUGCAAGCUAGAUGCUUAUAGGGUUUACACUUCUUGUUAAAACUGGAGAGUAUUAAUGUUACAAUAGGUAACAAAAAAACUGUGGCUCAUGAGAUGUCUGUGUGUGCUCUGGUGUAUGCAAUUUCUCUGGAUGACAUUAUAUAAAACUGCCAUAUACAUGCAGAGAUGUACUAAAUGCCUUAAAUCUGCUCACUGGUGCACAAUAAGCCCAGGGUCAAUUGCCAGAGUGAUCAAAAAAUAAAUCUUUUGUUUUUAUCAA